AAAGAUAAAUGUGUAUGUAUCGUCUGCUCUUGCACUGUGUUGCACCAGUAAUAUUAUCAGUUUUAAGUUAAUACGUCCAUAUUAUGUAAAUGUUUGUACUCAACUCUUACUUUAUUUUUAUUCCGUUAUUACAAAUUUUGAACACGUGACGUUUGUAUUGACCGGAGUAACCUGUUUUAUUUACAAGUAAUAUCCUAAUGUUUGUUAUUUGAUAAAAAUUAAUAGCUACAUUUCGCGCACCGUGCCAAUGCCGUAUAAAGUACAUCACCUACUUUUAAUUGCCAGUAGUUACUAGUUUUUCAUCAAAAUAUAUUACAAUGUCAUCUCAAACAUCUAAAUCUGAUUCUUCCAAACAAGAAACAGUUGAUUUAGGAAUUUAUUAUUUGGACUUAGUAGAAUGUCCAUUGAAUACCGAUCAUAAGCUCCGACGCCAUAGAUUGCCGUACCAUCUGUUAAAAUGCAGAAAGAAUUAUCCAGAUAAAAUACAAUGUCCUUACGGUCACUAUUUUUAUGUAAAUAAGCAUGAAAUGGCAAGUCAUUUGCAAACAUGUCCAAACAAACCAAGGGUUGCUCAAGCCGAAGAAAUGCAACCACAUAUGAUAGAAGCUCAACAUGCCAGAAAUAAAAAUAUUAUCAGAAAUUAUGAUGUGGAUAACUAUAAAAUUGAUGAGCCCUAUUGGGAUUAAAUAUAAUUUUUAUAUUAAAUCUAAA
Molecule: messenger RNA, 711 nt
Organism: Sipha flava (yellow sugarcane aphid)
Lineage: Eukaryota; Metazoa; Arthropoda; Insecta; Hemiptera; Aphididae
Product: gametocyte-specific factor 1-like
Exons: 2
Coding region: 318-686 (122 amino acids)
Source: RefSeq, a predicted model, not a curated record